UACUUCACAACAUCGUGUAUCUUUCCAAUGAAGAUCAAUGGGAGGACACAGACAUUCACCGAGGAUUUUGAGCGGGAUUAACCCAUGAGACUCUCAAAGCCCAAGCAUGAACCAGGGGAGCGGUGCUUGUUUGUGGACCCCAGUGCCGCAGCACUGCCCUGCACCAUCUGAUCGUUACAAGCAUGCUUCUUGUGCCCACAGAGGACAUGUUUACUUACUAGGUGGUAGAGAAAAAUGCUCACUGAUAGAUUUCUGGAAAUAUAAUGUGGUCUGUAAUGAGUGGAACGAGCUUCCUUGUAAUAGUGAAGAAGCACCUGAAGAACUGGAGGAACACACCAUGGUAGCACAUCAGGAAUUUCUCUAUGUCUUCGGAGGAAUGCAAGAUUCAUCGUAUACUAACUCAAAAAUUCCUUUUUGGGUGUUUGAUAUAGUUAAAAAGUGCUGGAUUAACUGGAAAACAGGGAGUGAAACUUUACAGGGAGUGACACCAGCAAACAGAAAAGGGCACAGUGCUGUCAUCUUUGGGUCAUUUAUGUAUGUCUACGGUGGAUACAUUGAUAUAAGAGGAUCAACAAAAGAAUUCUGGAAAUUUGAUUUUGAUUCCAGGAUGUGGUCACUACUAAGCAGUGCACAAGGUGGGCCUGGUCCCAGACAUGGUCACUCAGCUAUGACACACCAGGACUGUAUGUACCUCUUCGGUGGCUUGCAGGGCCUUAGGGAACAGAAGGACUUGUGGAGCUGGAAUUUUACCAGUCAAACCUGGAGCCGCAUCAAUUUCCAUUCAGGUCCCCCCCGGCUGGUUGGUCACUCUGCUGUAUUGUUCAAAGACAGCAUGCUCAUCUUUGGUGGAGGGGAAACCCAGAGUUCCCCUCAGAACAGCUUGUGGAGGUUCAACCUGAAGACAGAGACCUGGAAGAAGCUUGCAUUGUUGCCUGGAUCUGCCUCACUGUGCCGGAUCCAUCACUGCAGCAUUGGCCUAGGCCAGAGUUUCCAGCCAACAGCACCAAACAACAUCUUUUUCAGGGAAAUACCCUACUCUCACAACAUCAAUAACAAGCUGAGACCAUUUAAGAACAAGUGCCAACCGUCCCGCAGCACAAUGCAAGAGCCCUGUAUUGAGCUCCAGACUUUCUACAUGGACAAUAAGAAGUGUUUAGCAGAUUUGAGUACUGCACUGAAAGACACUAAGCUAAAAGGAAGCUGUCUCACCUUUGAGAAUCAGGAGGCUGUUCGCAAGGAGGGGAAUAGUGGUGACCUGACAGAGGAAAACGAGGACGCCAUGUUUCUCCAUAUGCCUGACUUGCUGUUAGUCCUGGGUGGUAAACCUCUACAAGGACAGCAUAUGAUUUCAGUGUGGCAUAUGACAGUGGCAUAAAUCUGAUGUUUUCAGUGCAUUCUACUUUCUCUAUGAGAAAAGAAAAGGCAUUAGCAACAAUACCCAUAUCCUUGUGGGAGAACGUUUGCAUUAAUGGAAUUCAGUCAUGUACAAACUCUUUACAGCGUCUGUAAUUAUUACCUUGAAGGUGAAGUUUGUCAUUUUGUAU
This is a messenger RNA of Rhinichthys klamathensis goyatoka, 1544 nucleotides long. RefSeq names its product actin-fragmin kinase (gene klhdc3l). The coding region runs from base 107 to 1375 and encodes 422 amino acids. Gene Ontology annotation, molecular function: protein binding. The record is from RefSeq and is a predicted model, not a curated record. Gene Ontology annotation, cellular component: Golgi apparatus. The transcript is spliced from 8 exons. NCBI's taxonomy places the organism in Eukaryota, Metazoa, Chordata, Actinopteri, Cypriniformes, Leuciscidae.